Messenger RNA from Serpula lacrymans var. lacrymans S7.9, 462 nucleotides. RefSeq lists its product as uncharacterized. The transcript has a single exon. The record is from RefSeq and is a predicted model, not a curated record. Bases 1 to 462 code for a protein of 153 amino acids. Lineage: Eukaryota; Fungi; Basidiomycota; Agaricomycetes; Boletales; Serpulaceae.
AUGUCUCAGAAAUACAUCAAAGGCAAUGUUGCAGUCAUGCCCCAAGAAUCUGUGCAACUGAGACAAGUGCUACCUCCUUCUCGACAUGAGAUUUCUGAUGCUAUGUGUGCUUUGUUUGUUGGUUGGAAAGUGAAACCUACCAGAGAAAAUGUUGCAUCUUUGAAGCCUGUUCUUGUGUCAAAGCAACGUGUACAAACCUCUGCUCCGCAAUGUGAUGCCCACCUUGAUACUUUGCUAAUAGAUACUGUUGGAUAUGCGGCGGGGGACUAUACUCCUAAAGACUACAAGCUAAUGAAAGCACAGUCAUUAUCACAAGUACUUGAUGGCGGAAAUUUUUUGAAAAUGCAAUCAGGUUCUCAGUUCAUCAAUGACAGAGACCAGGGAUUAAUGAGUUACCUAUUUCCUCACUUGGAUCCCUGGGGAAUAGGAGGCUUCAACGAACCGAAUCACCGUCCUGAUUAG